This is a messenger RNA of Misgurnus anguillicaudatus (oriental weatherfish), 1105 nucleotides long. It is a transcript of the gene gcga, whose product is annotated as glucagon a. NCBI's taxonomy places the organism in Eukaryota, Metazoa, Chordata, Actinopteri, Cypriniformes, Cobitidae. Gene Ontology annotation, molecular function: hormone activity; glucagon receptor binding. Gene Ontology annotation, biological process: response to starvation. The record is from RefSeq and is a predicted model, not a curated record. Gene Ontology annotation, cellular component: extracellular region.
GAAUUGAACGUGUGUAUGUGUGCGCUUUCAAAGCAGGCCAGCCUACUUGGUUUGGCUAUAUAAACCUAGAGGUUUGAGAUGAGGCCACAAAACCAACAGCAGAGGAACAGGAAGGUCCAUCCAUUCAUUGGACGUGUGUAAACUCUACAGAAGCUGAAAAUGAAGGGCAUCCAAGUUUUUGCUGGUCUUCUUUUAUUACUCUUCAUUCAAAACAGCAUUUGUGCUCCACUACAAGAGGAAAGCACGAGCACAGAGACAGUAAGUUAUUUACCGAGAGGUGAAGAUUUCACGACCGUAAAAAGGCAUUCAGAAGGGACGUUCUCGAACGACUACAGCAAAUACCUGGAGACCCGAAGAGCACAAGACUUUGUUCAGUGGCUCAUGAACUCCAAGAGAAAUGGUGGUCCAUCCAGACGUCACGCUGAAGGGACUUACACCAGCGACAUCAGCUCGUACCUGCAAGACCAAGCGGCCCAAAACUUUGUCGCCUGGUUGAAAUCAGGACAGCCCAAACAACAGUCUGCAGACAACAGAGGUGCAAAUCUGAUCCGCAGAAGGCACGUAGAUGGCAGUUUUACCAGUGAUGUCAACAAGGUUUUGGACAGCAUGGCUGCUAAAGAAUACUUACAAUGGGUGAUGAACUCAAAGGCAAUGGGGGCAAGUGGCAAACGGGACGGGAAUUGAUAAAGAACCAAUGGACUUCCCCAUAACAGCUUAAAACUGGAUCCUGUUGGCCUUCAAUCAUCAAAUGAAUGAAAGCCAUAUCGCUUAAAGCCAAAAGUCUGGAAAUCUAAAGCCAUAUUACUAUAACAUAUAUAUUUCUUUUUUAUUUAUUUAUUUAUUUUACAUUUAACUUAAGCACUGAAGUCAUUAUUAUUUAUUCUCCUGUGACUUAAAAACAUCAUGUACCCUAAGUUAUAAGAAAAAUUGAUAUUUUUUUAAGGUUUUUCUAUGUGUGCGAUAUUAAAGGAACAUCAGGUUAACUCAGGUGAAUGCAUUAAAUACUCAGGAAAAACUGAAAAUUUAUUUGUGUCACAACUGUAUCAAAGUGUCAUGUUGAACGGUGUCCUGCUCUGCUAAAUAAACGUUUUCAUAUUCAUCCCGA